AUGGCUUAAGAAGAAAUUACAUUUUACAAUUUAGAUGAAUUUUUAAGCUCUUCAUUUUCAUCUCAUAAGAAAAUCAAUAUUGAGUUCAGAUGGUAAAAACUAGGAGAUGAAAAAGUCUCUUGCCUGUUUUCUGCAAUAGAAAAAUGCACUUAUCUUACUCAUUUAGUCUUAGACUUAAGCAAUAACAAAAUUGGAGAAUAAGGAGCUUCAAAUUUAGGCAGUUCUUUAGCAAAGUGUAUUAAUCUCUAAAGUUUGAUAUUGUCUUUGGACGACAACAAAAUUGGAAAUUAAAAUGUCUAGAAUUUAGGUUUAGCUUUAAAAAACCUUAAAAAUAUCUCUAUUUUGAAUAUAUGCUUGAACUCAAAUUAAAUUGGAUUUGAAGGAAUAAAAGGUUUUAGUUCUGCUUUGUAAGGUUGCACGAAUCUUAUAGAUUUAACUUUUACAAAUAGUAACAAUAAUUUCGGUGAUUAAGGCUUAUUGGAUAUUGGUUCUGGUAUUGCAGAUUGCAUUAGUAUCAAGAAACUGACACUCUCAGUUACUUCAAAUCAGUAUAAAUCAAAAAGUUUAGCAUAUUUUGGCUAAUCUCUAUCUAGAGGCAAAUUCUAAAUCCUGGAUCUCUACGUUGGUUGGGAUAUUAUUAAUUAAGAAGACAUAAUAGAUUUUGGUUCCUAUUUAGCGAAUUGUACUCAAUUAAAAUCACUUUAUCUCAGCAUGACAGGUAUAGGUAUGAAAAGUGAGGCUGCAUCAGGUUUAAUUUCUGCUUUAUCAAGCUGUAAACCUCUAUAAAAUUUGGUUCUUUGUUUAAACUACAAUGAAAUUAAUGAUGUAUCUACUAUUGGUUCUAGUCUAAUUAAGUUUUAGUAUCUAUAAUCACUUCACAUAGAUUUAUGUUGCAAUCCAAUUUUUGUUAUGACAGAUCAAAUAAAGAGUAAAAGUCUCAAAUUAAAGAGAUUAGUUAAGAGAAGUAUUCGUUUUUUUUGA
This is a messenger RNA of Tetrahymena thermophila SB210, 981 nucleotides long. Its product is annotated as cyclic nucleotide-binding domain protein. Lineage: Eukaryota; Ciliophora; Oligohymenophorea; Hymenostomatida; Tetrahymenidae. The record is from RefSeq and is a predicted model, not a curated record. Gene Ontology annotation, molecular function: GTPase activator activity; small GTPase binding. Gene Ontology annotation, cellular component: perinuclear region of cytoplasm; nucleus; cytosol. The transcript has 12 exons. Gene Ontology annotation, biological process: activation of GTPase activity; nucleocytoplasmic transport.